This is a messenger RNA of Papilio polytes (common Mormon), 1987 nucleotides long. Its product is annotated as UDP-glucuronosyltransferase 2A3-like. The coding region runs from base 406 to 1971 and encodes 521 amino acids. The record is from RefSeq and is a predicted model, not a curated record. The transcript has 4 exons. NCBI's taxonomy places the organism in Eukaryota, Metazoa, Arthropoda, Insecta, Lepidoptera, Papilionidae. Gene Ontology annotation, molecular function: UDP-glycosyltransferase activity.
UAACCUUCAAGAAUACAGAAUACAUCAAAAUAGUUAAAAAGCUAACACUUUUAACAUAUAUGAAGCAACAUUUUUUUCGCUAUUGUUGAGAAUGUAUUUAAAAUAAUGUAAUUCCGAUACAAGAACCUGUUUAUUUAGAUAAGUUAAUGACUUAGAUAUUAGAGGAAUAGAACCAAUUUAUACGCAUGCUGAUUAUAUGUUAGUGCUUGAUUUAUACUUUAGUAUUGUAAGUUUGAAUAUUCAACAUUAGUUGAGCUUAGAUCGCCAUUUCAUUUGGGUAUUUCUUGAAACAUACCUGUGUCUUCGAGUUUUAUAAAUAAUUUGAAAUAUAAAUGACUGUAAAAUGUAUUAAUUAUUGAUAAAUUACAAAAGUUUAGUGUAUUUGUGCAAAGUGUUGUUCAUAAAAUGAACGAUAAUUCAAGAACUUUUUUUCUUACAAUUAUAUUAACAAUUUUAUUUAAAUAUAUACAAUGCGGACGAAUUUUAGCUGUGUUCCCAACGCCGUGUAUAAGCCAUCAGCAAGUAUUUCGUCCGUUAACAUUAGAAUUACUCAAACGUGGACAUGAAAUGAUUGUUGUAACAACAGAUCCGAUGUUCCCAAAACAUCGAGAACUUAAAAAUCUAACAGAAAUAGAUUUACACGAUAUAUCGUACGAAGCUAAAGAUAUCAUUCUAAAUGAAGCAACGCCAAAUAAACGAAGUCCACUAGCACAAGUGUUUAAAAUGACUGAACUAUUUACAAAUUUAGUUGAAAUCCAAUUUCGAAGUAAGGAAUUUCAGAAAAUAUUAAAAAACAAUCAUACUCAAUACGAUUUAAUAAUAGUAGAAGCAUGGGUGAGACCAAUGUUAGUAUUAUCACAUGUUUUCAAAGCACCAUUGAUACAACUUAGUUCCUUUGCUGGGUUGGUUUAUAAUUACGAAGCGUUAGGUGUACCAGUACAUCCACUUCGAUUCCCAACGUUCAUACAUAAAAAAAUUAACAAUCUAUCUUUAUGGGACAAAUUAAAAGAAGUACACUUAUUUUUGUGGUUCAAAUAUAUAAUUGAAAGCAGUGAAAGAGCUGAAAAUGCAAUGCUAAGAAGAAUAUUCGGACCAGGUGUGACUAUCUCGGAAUUAUCAAACAAUAUCGAUUUGCUGCUGCUAAAUGUUUAUCCAAUGUGGGCGGGAAACAUUCCAGUACCUCCUAACGUUGUUUAUAUAGGAGGAAUGUACAAAGGUACGGAACAAGAUUUAUCUGAGGAUCUGAAGUUAUUUCUGAACUCCUCGAAAAAUGGAGUAAUAUAUUUUAGCCUGGGCAGUAAUGUUAAAAGUUCACAACUUUCUGCGAAAACUAUAAGAAUGUUUUUGGAAGUUUUUUCACGGUUGCCAUACGAUGUAGUAUGGAAAUGGGAUAGAAAAGAAUUAGAAUCAGAGAUACCUAGAAAUAUUAUGAUAUCGGAUUGGUUACCGCAGUCGAGUUUGUUGAGACAUCCGAAAGUCAAGUUAUUUAUAACACACGGAGGAUUGCAAUCAUCAGAAGAAGCGAUAUCAGCUGGUGUACCUUUAAUUGGUAUACCAUUUUAUGGUGAUCAGUUUUACAACGCUGAGAGAUAUGAGCAGUUUAAAAUUGGUGUCAAAAUAGACUUCGAUAAAAUCACUGAACACCAUCUAUAUAAAACCAUAAUGUCCAUAGUUAAAGAUAAAAGUUACCGUCAAAAUAUGAUUCGACUACGUUCACUAAUGAAUGACCAACCUCAAUGCGCUUUAGAACGCGCGGUGUGGUGGACAGAGCACGUGCUGCGGCAGAAAGGGGCGAAGCAUCUACGCUCGCCUACUGCAAAUAUAACAUGGGCUGAAUAUCUAGAAAUUGAUGUGUUUAUAGUGAUAUUAGUGUUAAUUUUAUUAUGUACUACUUCUUCUAUUUGGCUCUUGUAUUGUGUAAUGAGAUACAUGAUAAUUACAAUGUUUAACGUGAAAAUUAAAACAGAUUAGUGUAAGUUAGAAAAAA